CGCGAUUGGGCGCCCAGCGACUUGGGCUGGGAAUCCUCUGCUCCGAGGACGCCGGGCGGGGGCGCUCGACGGGUAUCGAGCUGCUUCGAAAGUCUCGUGGCCGGAAGUCGCCGACCUCUGGGGCCUGGAUUUAUCUCACAAAAGAGUACUUCGUCAGGAAAAUGAAGCACUGGAAGUGCUUCUCAAAGGCAUCAGUUACUGAUGUUCUGAAACCAGAUAAGCCAUGCUCAGGAAAAGACCACAAAGUGCAUUUGUCAAAUACUGUAAAGGGAACGGCAGUACAACAAACUAAUAAAGAUAUUUCAGCCCAAAGGAUACAGAGAGCUUGGCUAUCUCAUAUGGACCAAACAAUAUUUCAACUCCUAAAGCACACGAUUCGUGCAGCAGAACUUCGUGUGACACAUCAAAUACUGAAGGAAGUGAGCCCCUUAGAGGCUGAGCUUGUGAAAGAUCCUAGCAUGAAGUGUAAAGUUAGAUUCAGAUUUAGUGGUGAAACAUUUCCACCUGUCAUCGUAUUUAAAAUUUUUCUUCAUACCGAAGGACAUGGUUACAACUAUUUCAGUGGAAAAAAAUUCUUAAAGCCAUCGAGUGAGGCAGUGGCCGAUGCUUGCAAAAUAAUGGGGAAAAGGAGAUUUUGUCAUCAAGUUAUGGAAGAGGAACGUUUUUUCCAGAAGUUCAAAAUAACUGAUGAAAUUGAUAUUGUCACCCUGCAAGAUUACAUGCAAUACUCCAGUCUUCUGGAUGAGACUCCUGCAUCCUAUGGUGGCAGAAAUAACUACUGGCGAAAAUUAAACCUCAAAAACAUCCCCAGGACGAUGAUAAUAUAUGACAUAGUUCAUUAUGCAGAGUCUGGAAUAAUCUCACACCGUCUACAAAAAGAAAUGAAGUAUCUGUUACAGAAGCCACAAACGGAAGAGAUGCGUAAGCACCAGCUACGGAUUGUUUCUGAAGUUAGAAGCCCUUCAUCCUUUCCAACUAUCCAACCUUUGUAUGGGCCCUACCAACAGCAGAGUCAAAUUCAACAUCUGGGUCGUCGAUCUAAGCAAGCUCAAAUGAAAGUUGAAAAAAUGAAAAAAGCUUACAAGAUGGCUAAAGAAAAAAAUGCUUCUGUGGGGACUGAACCACAGACAGAUACAUCACGUACAAAGCAAAAAAAGACAGUCAUCUUCUCCUCCCCAUCUUCUGACAUCAUGAAAGUUGAACCCAUGUCAGAUGAGGAAUUGAAAAAAGAAGAAAAGGAAUUAUUUGCCUGGUGUCAAGGCUUGUGUAUUAAUAGUUCUCCAUCAUAUUAAUGCACAGCUAACUGAUAGAAACCCAAAUCAUUUAACAAUGUGCUUGUCUUGCUAAUAUGAGUAUUAAAGGACAAUGAAAUGUCCACAAGCCCUCAGGAUGCUCUCUUAACCAAAUAAAUGUGUGACCGAUUCUUAAGCCCUUUUUGUAUUACUAGAAGUACAAAUAUUUUUUACUGACAAAAUUUUAAUCUGAAUAAAUUAUUUCUAGUAGAUGCCCUCGAACUAGCUGUAUACAGUUUGAGUCAAGAAAUGAUGUGCAAAUUAGUCCCUGGAAUUUUUAUUCAAUUUUGAUUUUCCUUCAUUUUUGAAAAGCAUCUGAACAGGUCAUGCUUAGCAUAAAUAUCAGAAUUCACAGAAGAAAAGGUUGCUCUUGAGUCAGCUUCCAGUUCCUUUUUUUUUUUAAACUGGCAUGUUGUCUUCACAGAGCACCUUGUGAUAGACCUAUUCGAAAUUAUAAUAAAAAUAAUAAUGAAUUUUUUGCUACAGUAGGCAUGACAUAGCAUACCUAAUCAUUAUCCAGGAUCCUAAGGACCUGGGGCAGAAAGUUGUGCAUGCUUUCAACUUGUAUGUGAAUAUUUUUCAAAUAUUAAAAUUGUUUUGAGGAAUAUUCAUCAAUUUCCUUUUGAAUUGAUAAUUUUAUUCCUGACAUAGUAUAAAUUAUUGAUACUUCUUGUGAUCUAGGCUAUUGGAUUAUAUCAAACCUUACCAGCAGCUAUGAUAAUUAAACAAAGUGUAUUCUUUAUUGAACUAUAAAAAUACAAUUUUUUAUUUGGUUUACAAUUUAAAAUGUGAAGAUCGACUGCUGAUUUAACUCAGGCAAAGCAGCCUAUAAAUGGAUCUCAUUUGCUUUUAAAACAUCCUCUCUUUUUAAAAAAUUUUUUAAAUGUUUAUUCUUGAGACAGAGACAGAGACAGAGCAUGAGUGUGGGAGGGACAGAG
Messenger RNA from Felis catus (domestic cat), 2230 nucleotides. It is a transcript of the gene CXHXorf58, whose product is annotated as chromosome X CXorf58 homolog. NCBI's taxonomy places the organism in Eukaryota, Metazoa, Chordata, Mammalia, Carnivora, Felidae. The record is from RefSeq and is a predicted model, not a curated record. The transcript has 9 exons. The coding region runs from base 162 to 1292 and encodes 376 amino acids.